AUGGCUUAUGCAUAUAGCGAUGAAAGUAAUAAGCACCUAAAGGUUCAUUUCGCAUCUGAACCCAUAAAUCGCUGCCCGAGUUCAAGCUGCUACACAUCUUCUUGUUCCUCCUCAUCAUCUUCAUCACUGGACGAACCAUAUGAUAUUGACAAAGCUGAGGUUGAUCCGUCUCCCGAAGCUAAACAACCGGACCUAAAUGAGCCUCCGGCGCCUGUGCCAGCACCAGAGGUUACUUCACAGACUACUGUUUGGAGCACUGGGUCAUCAUCUUCACAAUCUCCUCCUCAAAUUCCAAUGGCGGGCGGGCGGCCUUCCGGAUAUGAUCCAAAUCGACUCCCAUCAGCUAUGUUUGCUGCUAAGCCUUCAUCUGCUAUGGAUUGGAGUGUUGCUUCAAAUGAAUCAUUGUUUAGUAUUCAUGUGGAGAAUAACAGCUUCUCAAGAGACCAGUAUUUCGUCAUGUUCAACAAGUCUGGAGAACUGGGGAAGCUUGAUGAGAUGUUCCUCAAUGUUCCAACUCCGCUUUCCCCAGUUACCGAGACUGUGGAAACUAAGCCGAGUUCCAAUGCGUUAGUAGAGACGCUUGAAACUGAUCAUCACAGUGUGGAGACGGAGAGUGUCGAAACUAAGAGUGAAAUUUCGGAGGAAGAGAAUGUUGUGAUGGUGAUCGGGAAGGUAGAGAAAGACAAAAAAACCAAAGAGACAGUUAGGCUGCCUACUAUGGAGGAAACCAAGGGUUCUGUCUUCUCUCAUCGUUCGAAUGAGAGCAAUCAUAGUAAUCAAUCUUUCCAAUUUCCAGUGUUGGCAGAUCAUAAUGAUCACCAUGACCAUGUAAAGCACCCAUUAGAGCAAGUAAAAGAGGAGAAGCAGGAGAUGCCGGCGCCUAAGCAUGAGCAGGAUCAGCCACACCCUGAAAGCCCUGAAAGAAAUGCACCAUUAAAGGCUACACGAAGCAGCAGUUGGUUGUCUUGCUUUUCUUGCUGCUGGAUCUGCCGGUGA
Molecule: messenger RNA, 996 nt
Organism: Rosa chinensis
Lineage: Eukaryota; Viridiplantae; Streptophyta; Magnoliopsida; Rosales; Rosaceae
Exons: 2
Coding region: 1-996 (331 amino acids)
Source: RefSeq, a predicted model, not a curated record